Molecule: messenger RNA, 687 nt
Organism: Boeremia exigua
Lineage: Eukaryota; Fungi; Ascomycota; Dothideomycetes; Pleosporales; Didymellaceae
Exons: 2
Coding region: 1-687 (228 amino acids)
Source: RefSeq, a predicted model, not a curated record
AUGCCUAAGAACGAGAAGGCUCCGAUCACGCACCGCAGCUCCAUCUCCGUAGCAUCCGCAGCAGGUGGCGGCACACGAAGCUCAUCAUGGUCGGCCUCAGACGAUGAGACCCUGAUCCAGGCAAGAACGCAGGGCCUCAACUGGAACCAGAUCGCUCCAAAGCACUUUCCCACCAAGUCGCCGAAUGCCUGCCGGAAACGGCACGAGCGGUUGAUGGAGAGGGUGAAUGCCGAGCAGUGGGACGGUGUCAAGCUGGACGUUCUGGCGCAAGCAUACAUGGAGGUUCGACGAGAGAUGUGGAGUCUACUCGCUGCUCAAGUUGGUGAGAAGUGGCAGCUAGUCGAGACCAAGUGCAUGGAAAAGGGCUUCAAGAACCUGUCACAGGCUGCUAGGUCAGCAAUGAAGAAGCAGGGCUAUCACUCCGGUACUUACGCCGACCACGAGGACAGCGCAAUAGGCGUUUCUGACUUCGAUGAAGAAUCAGACGACCAUCACGCAGAGAUGGCAAUGCCAGUUGCCACGACAUCUCACUACCAAACCGCACAACUCCAGUACCCGGGUGCUUAUCCGUCUCAGCAGCAACGCGUACCAAGCAUACAGUCCAUGCUGCACCAGCACCCAAUGCAGUACGCUCCUCACCAGCUAGUGCAGCACCCCCACCCCCACACGCAUGUACAACAGCAGUGA